This is a messenger RNA of Lactuca virosa, 552 nucleotides long. The record is from the annotation of a GenBank genome assembly. NCBI's taxonomy places the organism in Eukaryota, Viridiplantae, Streptophyta, Magnoliopsida, Asterales, Asteraceae.
AUGAAGUUCCCCAAAUUCGAUGAAGGCUUAACCAAAUCCCAAAUGAUUGCACAUAUGCAAGAAUUAGCUUCCAAAAACAAGGUUUGUAAGUCGUUUAAUUGUAUGAGGUAUUACAACACCUCUAUUCCUCCUGUGAUUUUGAGGAACAUUAUGGAAAACCCUGGUUGGUACACCCAAUACACUCCCUACCAUGCUGAAAUUGCACAGGAAAGGCUCGAAUCCCUGCUCAAUUUCCAAACCAUGGUAACAGAUCUUACUGGUUUACCCAUGUCAAAUGCUUCAUUACUCGAUGAAGGAACCGCAGUUGCAGAAGCCAUGGCGAUGUGCAAUAACAUCCAGAAGAAUAAGAAGAAAACAUUCAUCAUCGCAAGCAAUUGCCACCCACAAACGACCGAUAUAUGUAAAACCAUAGCAGAUGGUUUCGAUCUUAAAGUGGUCACAUCAGAUCUGAAAGAUUUCGAUUACUCUUCUGGUGAAGAAGAUGGAUCGGGGUGGCUUUUGACUUUAUGGAGAGAGAGAGAGAGAGAGAGAGGGUGGGCCCCAUAUUUUUAA